AUGGCCGAACCGACCAUUACAGAGAAACUGGAGUUGAAAUUGAAAACUUUGCAUUUUAAAAAGGAGUACCUAUUCGGAAAAGCACAAAAAUUAUACGAUUAUGCAAAAACGGUCAAAGAUGAUGACAAUAAGAUGCAAAGUUUUCUGGCUCAGUUCUCCGAGUUAGACAGUGUUCGAACAAAAUUCGAAAACACGGUCAUGGAAAUAUUGGAAAUCGACAUGCAAUUAAAACCCGGUAUGAAGCUAACUACAACUCAAUUAGAUGCCUUUGAUAGUUUAUACGAAAGUUGUAGUUUGCUUGCUCGAAAAUACCGAGCUAAAGAAACCAACAAUAUGUCGUUGAAAAGUGACCAGACCAAACCGUCGCUUCCAAAAUUAAGGAAAUUACCAGUCGAAGAGCGGAUUGACCGUGUCAAGGCUUUAAGAUUAUGCGUAAAUUGCCUAAAGAAGCAUGAUCAGAUCUGUAAUAGUUCUAUGACCUGUGGGGUUUGUAUGGGUUCUCACCAUUAUCUCCUCCACAAAGACCAGGGUCGCGCGAUCUCUGUGGGCACCUCGGCCGUGCCGUCAAACCCACCCGCGCAGCCCAGCUCAUCGUAUGGGCAACAAGCGCUCGUGACGUCGUCUCACUCCGUGAGUGACUCGGUGCCAGCGCAAGAAGCGCUGUGUUCUCUAAAUGAAUACGGCGUAGUAUUAGGAACGGCUCGGACACACAUUCUCGAUUUCAGCGGACAGUUUCAAGACUGCAGAGGAGUCAUAGACUCCGGGGCGCAGACGUCCUUCAUUACCGCAGAGUGUGCCCAACGUUUGGGACUCCCGAGUCAAAAGUGUCCUUUUUCGAUCUCCGGCCUUGGCGGGGAAUUUAUUAAAAACCAAGGUAUGGUAACGUGUACCAUAACACCGCGGCAUCAGGACUGUCCUAAGUUUACGUUAAACAUGGUCGUCGUAACUAAAGUCGCCGGUGACAUGCCUAAUGUUAACUUCCCGCGCGAAGUAAUAAAUCAAUACGAUAAAUUCGAAUUAGCUGAUCCUCAAUUUUAUAAAAAAGCGCGGGUUGAUAUUCUUUUAGGGAACGACAUAGUGUCGCAAAUUGUAACAAAUAAACCGUUGUUUAUUAAUUCCGAUAUACCUAGCGUAAUCGAGACUGUAUUCGGUUCUGUGAUUAGUGGUAAACUCGUUACGGACAAAAAAGACUCACGGGAAAGAUCUCAAAAUUAUUGUUUGUCGGUGUCAGAGGGUGAAUCACUAGACCAAGCGUUACGUGCAUUUUGGACAAUCGAGGAGGUGCCGUGCACACCCUCCAUAAACCCUCUCGACCAACUAGCCGAAGAGAUUUUCGUUAAAGAGCACACGCGGGAAUCGAACGGACGCUACGUCGUACCUUUACCGCUCGCGCCCGGUCACCCGGAGCUCGGUGAGUCAUACGCCAUCGCCGAGCGCCGCUUGCUGUAUACCGAACGUAAACUAGCGCGCACACCUGUCUUGCAGCAAGCGUAUGCAGAUUUUAUGCGGGAAUACGAGGCUUUAGACCACAUGGAGUUAUACGUAGGAGCGUCUCCUAGUAAAUAUGUAAUUCCUCAUCACAGUAUUUUAAGACCUAGCUCAUCAUCGACGCCUCUUCGCGUCGUGUUUGACGGUUCCAGUCGUUCUAAAAAUAAUCUAUCGCUUAAUGAUAUAUUAUUAACUGGUCCGAAACUUUACCGUGAUAUUUCGGCCAUUAUUCUCAACUUUCGUCUUUUCAAUUAUUGUCUCGUGUGUGAUGUUUGCAAGAUGUACCGAGCGAUAAGACUAAAGGAAAGCGAUAGAUGCUAUCAGCACAUAUUAUAUAGAUCAUCGCCCACUGAACCAAUUAAGUUAUAUGAAUUAAAAACUGUUACCUACGGACUUAGUUGUUCACCUUUUCUCGCCAUUCGUACGUUGAUUCAGCUAGCUCGCGACGAAGAGGAACGUUUCCCCCUCGCCGCGCAGGUGAUUAGAGAAGGAGUUUAUAUGGACGACGUCUUAUAUUCUUGUAAUACCUACGAGGAGGCGUGCACGGUGCAAGACCAACUUAUAGGUAUAUUUGAAAGCGGUCAGUUUUUAUUAAAAAAGUGGACGAGUAAUAGCUCAGAAUUACUGAAUCGAGUUCCUUCGGAUCAUAGGGAAUGCCCUUUGACAUUUAUGAAAGACGGAAACGAAUGUACCAUAAAGGUGCUUGGCUUAACCUGGACGCCUAAGUCCGACAAUUUUGUUUCCGCCAUAAAUAAAACAGACCCCGUUCUGACCAAACGGUCGGUCCUAAAAUUAUUAGCGUCUAUUUAUGACCCCGUCGGAUUCAUUGCACCUUGCACUUUCCUUGCUAAAUUAAUAAUGCAGGAUUUAUGGAAGUUAGGUAUCGGAUGGGAUGAUCCAUUACCGUGCGAGAUAGGUAACCUGUGGUCGACUUUCAUUUCGGAACUACCGCGACUAGCGGACAUACCUAUUGAGCGUCACAUGCUGCUGCCUGGACAAACUGAAUGCGAGUUAGUAGGUUUUUGCGAUGCGUCAUCGCGCGGGUACGCUGCAUGCAUUUACGUCGUAUCGAAUGAUGAGCGAGGCAACGUCAAGGUUCGCUUAGUGACCGCCAAGUCUAAAGUGGCGCCGGUGAAACCUAUGACGAUUCCCCGAUUAGAGCUAAUGGGAGCCGUGCUUCUUAGCAAAUUAAUAACGUUCGUUCGGGAUAAUCUAACACGAGUUAAAAUUAAUAGAAUUACAUGCUUAACGGACUCGACAAUCGUAUUGUCAUGGCUUAACACGGACGCCUAUAAAUUAAAAACGUUUGUGUGUAACCGUGUUGCACAAGUUACAGAGGUCGUACCUCCUCAUACUUGGCGUCAUGUUAGCAGCGAAAAUAACUUAGCCGAUUGUUGCUCGCGCGGCGUGUCCCCAUCUCAACUAGUCUCCGAACGUAAUCGGUGGCUAGAGGGCGCUGCGUGGUUGUAUAGUCCCUCGACUGACUGGCCCGUGUCGGUCUUCAUUCAGGAAAAGGAAUCUGAACCUCCUGAAUUAAAGCCGACCCAAAAUCUAAUUUCGGAACAAUUAGGGGCUUUCUCAGGGUAG
Messenger RNA from Maniola jurtina (meadow brown), 3075 nucleotides. RefSeq lists its product as uncharacterized. The transcript is spliced from 3 exons. NCBI's taxonomy places the organism in Eukaryota, Metazoa, Arthropoda, Insecta, Lepidoptera, Nymphalidae. The record is from RefSeq and is a predicted model, not a curated record. The coding region runs from base 1 to 3075 and encodes 1024 amino acids.